This is a messenger RNA of Haplochromis burtoni (Burton's mouthbrooder), 9055 nucleotides long. It is a transcript of the gene unc13a, whose product is annotated as unc-13 homolog A (C. elegans). NCBI's taxonomy places the organism in Eukaryota, Metazoa, Chordata, Actinopteri, Cichliformes, Cichlidae. The record is from RefSeq and is a predicted model, not a curated record. The coding region runs from base 351 to 5849 and encodes 1832 amino acids. Gene Ontology annotation, biological process: dense core granule priming; neuromuscular junction development; presynaptic dense core vesicle exocytosis. Gene Ontology annotation, cellular component: terminal bouton; presynaptic active zone cytoplasmic component; plasma membrane. The transcript is spliced from 45 exons. Gene Ontology annotation, molecular function: diacylglycerol binding; calcium ion binding; phospholipid binding.
CUUACGUCACUGCCAGGAGCUGUCCACGCAGCGGUGGUGCUGAAGCUGAACAAGAUGGCUGUGUGUUGGGGACCGGAGAGCUGAGAGCGAAGGGGUGAAAGAGUCUCAGAUAUAAGCAGUCAGCUCAUUCAAACCAGAGCGACAGGACGGCGGAGCUGGCGUUCACCCUGCAACUGUGAAAACUUUCAUUUUGAUCAGCUGUAGCGAAUCCCGUCGGGCUCUGGUCCUGCUCGCUGGCGACGGCAGGCUUCUCCAUCUCCCGCCCAGCCAUUCAUCCCCGGACUGUAUACUGCACAGAUUAGCUCUGCCAGUUAGGAAGCUGGAUCCUGUACUAAAGGCGCAAAUAAGAGAUGUCAUUGCUGUGUGUUGGAGUGAAAAAAGGCAAGCUUGAUGGACCACAAGAGAAAUUCAACACAUACGUGACCCUGAAGGUGCAGAAUGUUAAGAGCACAACCAUCGCUGUCCGUGGCAGUCAGCCAUGUUGGGAGCAGGACUUCAUGUUUGAAAUAAACCGCCUUGAUCUGGGCCUCACAGUGGAGGUGUGGAACAAGGGGCUGAUCUGGGACACCAUGGUGGGCACCUUAUGGAUCCCCCUGCGCAGCAUACGGCAGUCCAAUGAGGAGGGACCAGGUCAGUGGCUGACCCUCGACUCCAAUGCGAUCAUGGCUGAGAACGAGAUCUGUGGAACCAAAGACCCAACCUUUCAUAGGCUGCUGCUUGACACACGCUUUGAGCUGCCACUAGACAUCCCAGAGGAAGAGGCCAGAUACUGGGCGAAGAAACUUGAACAACUUAAUGCCAUGAGAGAUCAAGAUUACGCCUAUCAGGAAGAGCAGGAGCGACCACUACAUGCACCAUCCACACAGUGCUGUAAUUGGAGUCUGUGGGGAGAUCAACAAAACGAGGACCCAGACAGCGCAGUGGAUGACAGGGACAGCGACUACCGCAGUGAGACCAGUAACAGCAUCCCACCUCCUUACUACACCACCUCCCAGCCCAAUGCUUCCAUGCACCAGUAUCCCAUGAGGCACCAGCACCACAGACACUCCUACACUGACGACAUCAAUGAGCUGGACUAUGAUCACAGAGCUAUGAGACGCUAUGAUAGUUUAGACUCGGCCACCAACGGGCGCAGUGAUAUCGACUCAGGCUCAGGGUCGAGCCGGCGCACCAGUCGUCAGUAUUCUCUAGACAGUAGGCACUCGCUGUCCGAUAGUCCCACAGACAGUCGUUACGCUUCGUCGGGCGAGCUGAGUCGAGGCAGCUCGCAGCUCAGCGAGGAGUUCGUUCCCGAGGAUGGUGAAAGCUUGAGAGGUUCGGAAUUCUACGAUGAGAACGACUCCUAUCAUUCCUGCCACUCUUCGGUCAGCUACGGCAAGGAAGAUUCCCCAGGUUGGGAUGGUGAGGAUCACCAAGGCAUCUACAGCGAUGAGGGAGGCUACCUCAAAGAUGGAGGGGAGGAGGGGGCUCUGUAUGACGAAGAAGAGGGAGACAUGUAUGGGGAGGAGGGAGAUUACAACUAUGAGGAGGAGGAGGAGAUGUCAUAUAAGGAAGAUGAAGAAAUGUAUCCACUGGAUGGCACACUGAGUGAAGACCAGGAGCCUCCCUAUACCCCCACACCCACAAGCACCGCCCCCACCUUGAUGCCCCCUUCUGAUGGUCUUUCCUCCACCAGGCCGCCGUUGGAGAAGCAGACGUCGCUGCAUCAGCAGCGACUUGCCCAGGAUCGGCCUCAGUCUCCCAGCACGGCUGCUGCCCUACCUCCGGUCUCACAGGACAGCACAAUGGCCCCUUCUCUUGCAGAUUCCACCAAGCCUCCCUUUGCACCCACACAGCAGGAUCUCUUUGGCACAACUACAACUACACCCACCCCCACAACUACAUCACAGGUUCCAGCUCCAGACAGCAAGCCUCUGGAGCCUGAGCCCAAAUCUGAAGUGCCAAAGGAGGAACCUCAGCCCCCCGAGCUUCCUCCGGCAACAGAGAGUGUCCCUCUGGCUCUUGAACAGAAGAAAGAGGAGCCUCCUGUUGCAAGCUUCCCAAAAAGGGAAAUCAUGGAGCCCGGUCCUGCCAGAGCUAAAGCCAACUGGCUUCGACUUUUCAGCAGAGUACGACUACAACUACAAGAGGCCCGAGGAGAAAGUGUUGGCAUUGCCUCUCUGCUUUUGUCAGCAGGGAUGGGUGGUGCUCUGUAUAGUAUUGACAGCAUGCCAGACCUCAGGAAGAGAAAAGCAAUGCCUCUGGUCAGCGAUCUGGCUAUGUCCUUGGUCCAGAACUCCAGGAAGGCGGGCAUCACCUCAGCCCUGACAUCAAGUACCCUACAUAAUGAAGAACUGAAGAGUCAUGUCUAUAAGAAGACCCUCCAGGCCCUCAUAUAUCCUAUUUCCUGCACCACCCCACACAACUUUGAGGUGUGGACAGCCACCACACCCACGUACUGCUAUGAAUGUGAGGGACUCCUCUGGGGUAUUGCUCGCCAGGGCAUGCGCUGUACUGAGUGUGGGGUGAAAUGCCACGAGAAGUGCCAGGAUCUACUCAACGCCGACUGUCUGCAAAGAGCGGCAGAGAAGAGCUCCAAGCACGGCGCCGAGGACCGAACUCAAAAUAUCAUCAUGGUUCUUAAGGAUCGCAUGAAGAUCCGUGAGAGGAACAAACCAGAGAUCUUUGAACUCAUUCAGGAAGUGUUCACCGUCCUCAAGUCCACACAUGUCACCCAGAUGAAGCAGAUCAAACAGAGCGUGCUCGAUGGCACCUCUAAAUGGUCGGCCAAGAUCAGCAUCACAGUGUUGUGUGCCCAGGGUCUACAAGCCAAGGAUAAAACUGGUUCCAGUGAUCCGUAUGUAACCGUCCAGGUUGGAAAGACGAAAAAGAGGACCAAGACCAUCUAUGGCAACCUCAACCCCGUCUGGGAGGAGACAUUUAAUUUUGAAUGUCACAACUCUUCAGACCGCAUCAAGGUGCGAGUGUGGGAUGAAGAUGAUGACAUUAAGUCUCGUGUGAAGCAGAAGUUCAAACGAGAGUCCGACGACUUCCUCGGUCAAACCAUCAUCGAGGUCCGCACUCUGAGCGGAGAGAUGGACGUCUGGUAUAAUCUGGACAAACGUACUGACAAAUCCGCUGUGUCUGGGGCCAUCCGCAUGCACAUAAGUGUAGAGAUCAAAGGCGAGGAAACGGUUGCUCCGUAUCACGUUCAGUACACCUGUCUGCACGAGAAUCUCUUCCAUUAUGUGACGGACAUCCAGAAUAAUGGUGUGGUGAAGAUUCCUGAUGCCAAAGGGGAUGAUGCAUGGAAAGUGUACUUUGAGGAAACUCCCCAGGAAAUCGUAGAUGAGUUUGCCAUGCGUUAUGGAGUCGAGUCCAUCUACCAGGCUAUGACCCAUUUUGCCUGCUUGUCAUCUAAGUACAUGUGCCCAGGUGUGCCUGCAGUGAUGAGUACCCUGCUGGCAAACAUCAAUGCCUACUACGCCCACACCACCCAGGCAACCAACAAUGUCUCUGCCUCUGACCGCUUUGCUGCUUCUAAUUUUGGGAAAGAGCGAUUUGUCAAGCUCCUCGAUCAGCUUCAUAACUCUCUGAGGAUCGACCUGUCCAUGUACCGGAACAACUUCCCGGCCAGCAGUCCUGAGAGACUGCAGGACCUCAAGUCCACAGUGGAUCUGCUCACCAGUAUAACCUUCUUCAGAAUGAAGGUCCAAGAGCUCCAGUCGCCACCCAGAGCCAGUCAGGUAGUGAAGGACUGUGUCAAAGCCUGUCUCAACUCCACCUAUGAAUACAUCUUUAAUAACUGCCAUGAGCUCUACAGUCGCGAGUAUCAGGCAGACCCGGCCAAGCAGGGUGCUGUGCCCCCAGAGGAGCAAGGACCCAGCAUCAAAAACCUCGACUUCUGGUCCAAGUUUAUCACACUUAUCGUCUCAAUCAUUGAGGAAGACAAGAACUCUUACACUCCUUGCCUAAAUCAAUUCCCUCAGGAGCUCAAUGUGGGUAAAAUCAGCGCGGAAGUUAUGUGGAACUUAUUUGCUCAGGAUAUGAAGUAUGCAAUGGAAGAGCAUGAAAAAAACCGCCUGUGCAAGAGUGCAGAUUACAUGAACCUGCACUUCAAGGUCAAGUGGCUGUACAACGAGUACUGCAAGGACCUGCCCUUCUUCAAGAGCAGAGUGCCUGAAUAUCCUGCGUGGUUUGAGCCAUUUGUCAUCCAGUGGCUGGAUGAAAACGAAGAAGUGUCUCGUGACUUUCUGCACGGUGCUUUGGAAAGAGACAAAAAAGAUGGGUUCCAGGUCACAUCGGAGCAUGCUCUGUUCUCCUGUUCGGUUGUGGAUGUCUUUUCCCAGCUCAACCAGAGCUUUGAGAUCAUCAGGAAGUUAGAGUGCCCAGAUCCGCAGAUUGUAGGACACUACAUGAAGCGCUUCGCCAAGACCAUCAGCAAUGUGCUUCUGUCCUAUGCUGACAUCAUAUCAAAGCUGUUUGCCAACUAUGUCACCAUGGAGAAAGUGCCCUGCAUCCUGAUCAACAACAUCCAGCAGCUGAGGGUGCAGCUGGAGAAGAUGUUUGAAGCCAUGGGUGGAAAAGAUCUGUGUGUUGAAGCUAGUGAUAUCCUGAAAGACCUGCAAGUCAAACUCAACAAUGUCAUGGAUGAUCUCAGCAGGGUCUUUGCUGUCAGUUUCCAGCCUCAUAUUGAGGAAAAUGUUAAGCAGAUGGGAGACAUCUUGGCUCAGGUUAAGGGAACCUCAAAUGUGGGAAAUGCCAGCAGCGUGGCCCAGGAUGCUGACAAUGUCCUGCAGCCAAUCAUGGAGUUCCUGGACAGCAACCUGACUUUGUUUGCUAAGAUCUGUGAAAAGACUGUGCUGAAACGUGUGUUGAAGGAGCUGUGGAAGCUGGUGAUGAACACCAUGGAGAAGACCAUCGUUCUGCCACCGCUCACAGACCAAACGAUGAUUGGGAGGCUGAAGAGUGCUUCUCACAGCGAUGGCACUCAGCUCAUCUUUAACGCUGCCAAGGAGCUCGGACAGCUGUCCAAGCUGAAGGAGCACAUGGUUCGUGAGGAGGCCAAAGCGCUAACACCCAAGCAGUGUGCUGUGAUAGAGUUGGCUCUCGACACCAUCAAGCAAUAUUUCCAUGCUGGUGGUGUGGGUCUGAAGAAGACAUUCCUGGAGAAGAGUCCUGACCUUCAGUCUCUCCACUACGCCCUGUCCCUUUACACGCAGGCCACAGACAAACUCAUAAAGACCUUUGUCCAAUCGCAGAACGCUCAAGUGUUCGGCGGGAAGGGGGUGAGAUUCACCACUAGUGAGGAUGUUUACCCAGAAAAGGGCUCUGGGGUGGACGAUGCUGUAGGAGAAGUGUCCAUCCAUGUGGAGAUUUUCACUCACCCGAACACCGGAGAGCACAAAGUCACGGUGAAAGUGGUCGCUGCAAAUGACCUGAGGUGGCAGACGCAGGGAAUAUUCCGGCCUUUUGUGGAGGUCUAUAUCAUCGGCCCUCACCUCAGUGACAAAAAGAGGAAGUACGCCACGAAGUCAAAGAACAACAGCUGGGCUCCCAAAUACAACGAGACCUUCACUUUCACCCUGAGUAAUGAGGUGGGUCCUGAGUGCUACGAGCUGCAGGUGUGCGUGAAGGACUACUGCUUUGCUCGAGAGGACCGCACCGUGGGCAUGGCUGUCCUUCAGCUGAAGGACGUGGCCCCUAAGGGCAGCGCCGCCUGCUGGCUGCCGCUGGGUAAACGCAUCCACAUGGAUGAGACGGGACUGACCGUCCUGCGCAUCCUCUCCCAGCGCAACAACGACGACGUGGCCAAGGAGUUCGUCAAGCUCAAGUCCGACCAGCGCUCUGCUGAGGAGGGCCGUAGCUAGGGGGCCAAAUCGCAGUUUAAAAUGCCACGUCAGGAACUCGAAUCAGAUCAGAGUAUCUGCCCAGGAGCUCUCCUGAGCCACUGCAAGCCACUGCCCCGAUUAUCCAGUGUUGUAAAAGCACACAUAAGACAAGAGUCGCCACACAUACUGUAAAUACAUUUAUUUCAGUGGAAAUGACAGAGUGCGAAGCAAAGCAUCACUCGUUUUCUGAAAACGCACCAGUGUCUUUAUUGUUACUGACUUCAUCAAACAUGUUUUUGAUUCAGUUAUACAUAGAGUUUAAUCUUAGAGCAUAUAACUACUUUCCUCUAAUCCCAGAGGAGAGCCAUGCCAUCCCACGCACACCUCACUUGACUGGUCAGAGUGAGAAAUAUCUUGUAGCCUUUAAUAUUUUGGCUUUCUUUCUCACUCUUUCUCUGCCUUUUUAACCUUACCCUCAACUUUACCGAUCCCCAGCUCCUCUCGUCCCUUCCCUAGUUUGCAACCACUUAGAGAAGGGACCGCAAGUGCCAACAAGGAAUUGCUCAAAUAUGCCAAGACCAGCCCUAAGCACAACCGGACCAACUGUCCACCUGACCCAUAAACAACUACAACGGCUGCAGCCUCAAACAUUCCAGAUAUUGGGUGGGGAACACAUACAGGGAACAAAGCACUAUUUAGUUAUGAUGAGUUUAAUAUUUAUUUACUUUUUUCUUCCAGAUUAUAUCUAUAUUUUAAUAAUUCUAUAUAUCAUCACAUAUAUAUAUAUAAACUAUUAAGGACAUAUGUAAAGAUAAAUACAGGAUUGUUCGAUGGAACUGUGGUCGGCUAAAGAUUGUCCUCGUCCGUCUCUCUGUCCGUCUACCCUGUAACAGAGCACACUGCCUGACACCCUUAAUGCCUUCCGUCUUGUAAACCCUUGCACAUUAUGUAUGUCCUGUUUCCUAUAUGAUAGAGAGCGGAGCCUGAUGAUCAAGCGCUGUAAAUCAUCGGACUGUAUGUGUGUGAAAAUGAGUGUGAAUGUGCGAUCCAGUGUUUGUAAUACGUUCUAAUGUCAACCUCGUGUGACCGCCCGUGUUGUCUGUCACCUGCAGAUGUAAUCACUGAAAGCCAUCACAAGUGAAGGACGUCACAACGGGUGGAGCGGGAGUGCGAUAAGAUUCGGGGGAUUUUUAUUGUUUCGUUCAGUUUGUUUAAUUUAGCACAGACCAAGGUUAUAUUGUGCUGCGGAUAUUUCCAUCUGGUUUACUGCAAACAUUCCUCAGCCAGGCAGCUCUGUAAGGACAGUCAACUGCCUUUAAAAAGUACGUGGUAAUUAAAGUCCUACAUGUAUAAUUAGAUUAUUAAAAACACAGUCCCUGAGAAGCUAAAAUAACCACGUGGGUUACACAACAGCACAUUCCCCAACACGGGGAGAGCACAUACCGCUAAUGAUCCAGCGCUUAUCGCGUCUAAUGAUCCACCUGCAGAUGCCGUAACCCUUAAUCGUGAGUGAGAAACGAGACCUCUGCUAAAGGGCUGCAGAUCCAGACCGAGCCAGGUCUGGAUGUGACAUUUAAAAGAGGGCCUACUGUCCACAGUACAGAGAUGUAGUGUGAAAAUUGAAGAAGCACAGGGGCUUUGCUACACAUAAAAACACAUUUAUACUCUGAGCUUGUUUUACAGCAGUUCACCUGAAGCUACGGUCACUUUCAUGUGAAACGAAAUGUUUUAAAACGACUGCUCGCUGUCUAACAUGUCUCUCAAUGCGACAUCUAUUUUUAAGAAAAUACCCUUUAAAAAAAAGAAUAUAUUUGUUGUUUUCUCGUGAACAAAGAAAUCAUGGGGGUGAUGAUAAUAACAGGAUGAUCGGUUGGUUGGAUGUUUUUCUGCCUCAUUACUAAGAUGCCCCCUCCCAAACCUGAAUAAUAUCAAAGUCCCCAUUAUUAGAACAAGGCCUACAAACUGAACUCUAUGCAUCUGAUCUAUAAAGUCUCUGUAGAUGAGUGAUUUGGAAUCAGUCUUAUAAUGUUUACAUUGUGGAUUAUUAUUCUAAUUAUAUCAGCACAAGCGUUUGUCUGAUAUGUUGUAAAUGCCGUCUCUGUUUUGAUGGGCCAAACAUCACAGCUGCGGUAGAGCUGACCAGAGACGGGAAGUUUGGUCAGCUCAGAGGAAACCGAUCGGGAGGGAGAUCGAUCGCUGCGGUCGGGUAGUUGUAAAUAGCUCGGAUGUAACAAACACGUCAUACUAUGUGAAGUGAAGUUUCGCUGCUCUUUUGUAGACUUGAAUUUUGCUGCGAGUGACUGCACAGCUGGUGUUUAUGUGCGACUGGGUGCCCAAUCUGGAAAUGUAGCUACUAUUGAAGGGUAUAGAAAGACCGCGUGCACUCUAGAGAUCAAUAACAGAGCGUCUGUAUUACUUUGAAUGGCUCCUGAUCAGGCCCCAUUAAAGUAAUGCAUCGUAUAUCAUUAUAUAUAACAUGCUGCCUGCUAGUGAAAACUACUCACAGCUAAAAGUUAAGCAAUCCCUUAAUAUGAUCUUGUGUGUGUACAAGGUCUUUUAUUAAGAGGGCACAUCUACUUUUAAUAGCAAAAUCAAAAACAGGUACGCAGCUGGAAAUGCCACGAAAAAAAACAAAAACUUUAUUGCUGUUGACAAUGAUACUUUAGGAGAGGAAAUUCUUCCCCUUCCUCCACCUUCAGAGGCCCGGACUGCGUGUUGGAUUAUCAGGUUGGCACGUUGAACAGGAACGCACACACAGAGGUGGAUGAAGCACAACGAAAAGCACACAGACACAAGUGGACACACAUGCAUGAUCCGUCCUGAAGUGUCUCGCUGAGCAGGCCACACAGACAGAUACCUGCACAGCGCUGCUGGUCCGGUACUUCCAGAUACGGUGCAUGAUAGGAACAAUAAACAAAAAGUAAAAAAACGUGUAUUGUGCCAGCACGCAUAAUUAUUUGAUGUUUAACUGCCAAUUGUUGUCGUCUUUAUUUUGAUAUUUAAUUAUCGUUUUCUAUUUUUCAAAUGUUUGUGAAUAUAUAAAUAUGUAUUACUGAUGCUGUGUAGUGGUACAAAGUACUCGCAUGAGAAUUUUUUUAUACACGAGAUGUUUCUAAAGAUUCUUUCUUUUGGGCUUGUUUUUUAUUAUUAUUAUUAUUAUUAUUAUGGUUGUUCUUAUUGGGGGUUGAGGUUGCUGGGACUGCAGUCUCAUUGUGUUUCUGCUUCCAAUAAAAUAUGAAAUAAAA